Radiomyces spectabilis is the source of this 1680-nucleotide messenger RNA. Its product is annotated as protoporphyrinogen oxidase. The record is from RefSeq and is a predicted model, not a curated record. Gene Ontology annotation, cellular component: mitochondrial inner membrane. Gene Ontology annotation, biological process: heme biosynthetic process. The coding region runs from base 1 to 1680 and encodes 559 amino acids. The transcript is spliced from 3 exons. Lineage: Eukaryota; Fungi; Mucoromycota; Mucoromycetes; Mucorales; Radiomycetaceae. Gene Ontology annotation, molecular function: protoporphyrinogen oxidase activity, oxygen as acceptor.
AUGCCAGGUCCUACUACUGUUGCCGUUGUUGGCGGUGGCAUUUCUGGUCUUUCCGCUGCUUUUUAUCUGUCAAAACUCGCACCUGCCACCACCAAGAUUCUCCUCAUUGAGGGCACUAAUCGCGUUGGAGGUUGGAUUCGCAGUCGUCGUAUAGCGCCCGGUCACUACUCGUCGCCACCUUUCAGGGAAGCCCACGAGAAAGACGACAAUGCAAUUCUGGUUGAAGCAGGUCCUCGAUCGUUACGACCAGGAGGUCCCGCCGGAGCUAUUAUGCUGGAAAUGAUUCGUGAUCUCGGCCUAAAAGAUGCAUUAUUAUAUGUCCCAAAAACGCAUCCUUCGGCAAAACACCGCUACAUCUAUUACGAUGGGAAAAUUAAUACUUUACCAAGCUCUCUUUCGGAAUUUCUGUUCAAAAGGCCUCCCAUCUUCAAGUCGGUUAUGUCAGCCGGCCUCUGUGAACCUUUUAUCCCCAAAAAGACGUUUCCAGAAGGUCAAGAUGACGAUGAAUCACUAUAUGACUUUAUGGUCCGCCGUUUCAACAAACACUGCGCUCUCAACCUUAUGGGUGCAUUAGCCCAUGGUGUUUAUGCCGGUGAUGUAAAGCAACUGUCUUUGAAAUCGACUUUUCGUGUGUUGUACGAAGCGGAAAGAGCCAAAGGAAGCGUUGUCCGCGGCAUGGCAUCUGGGGCUGGAAAAUCCUACAGUUUUCGAGAAAGAGGAAUGGCGGCCCGUGCUCGACAAGAGGACCCAGAAUGGUUUGCUUCCACUGAAGACAUGAGUGUCAUUGGACUCAAAGAUGGUAUGGAAUCCGUGACACUGCAGCUUCGGGCUUGGCUAGAGAAUCAGGGGAACGUGCAGAUUAUUACCGAUGAACCUGUGCAGCAAAUUUCCCGCAGCGACAACGAUAAAGAAAUCAAGAUCACAACGACAAAAUCCGAAUUUUAUGCUGAGCAUGCCAUUGCGGCUGUACCUUCCAUUGGUCUGGACAAGUUGUUGGCACCGGGGGAAAUCCCUUUUUUGGCACAUAAUCCGUCGGCUGAUGUGGCGGUUGUCAAUGUAGCCUAUCCUGCCGACAUUCCAUUCUCGUUUGAUGGUUUUGGUUUCCUCACGCCACACAAAGAUUCCAAAUCGAAAAUACCCGUGCCUGGCACGUUGGGUGUCAUUUUUGACUCAAAUGCUCUUCCUGGUCAAGAUCCACACCGCUCAGAUGUGAUCAAGUUCACAGCCAUGAUCGGUGGUUCAGAUUACAAUGAAGCGUUUCAAGUUCCUAUUACGCAGCUUGAUCCAAGCGCGGCCUAUGAUCAUACGCUCAACAUCAUGAAGUCUUUCCUCGGCAUUGAUACUCAACCUACCCAUUCCAUGGUCAAUCUGCUUCCUCGCUGUAUUCCACAGUAUCUGGUGGGUCAUGAACGACGCUUAACUGCCAUGCAUCAAGCUCUUCAGCAGCAUUACGGUCAUCUAAUGAGUGUCACUGGUGCAAGUUAUUUGGGGGUCAGUGUGCCCGAUUGCAUUAAAAAUAGCCGAGCGCUUGUGGAGGAAUUACUUGUAUCAGGUGCAUUGGGCACCAAAGACAAGAUUGUCACCGGCCUUGGAUCCGCGGUCGAAGGCAAAAGUCGUCAAGAAAUGGUAGACAGUUCUCGCAUAAGCAAAAGUCAUGUUGAUAUUUUAAUGAAGGCAUAA